UGGAAAUGAAUCGUGAAAUUAUAAGGCCUUCCAACUGGGUUUUUCUCAUAACUAUUAUGGAAACUUCAACAUGGCAGUUUUUCUGCAUAAAUGCAAGCUCAAAUUUGCACAUAAAAGCAAGUCCUCAUGCAAUUCUAUUCUGUACUUGGUUGUCGAGAUGUUUUCAAUUUUAACAUUUUGCAAAUACCUUCAGCUCGUGGGACUAUCUGUUUAUCAUCACAUGAGAAGUUCCCUAAUAAGCAAUUUUGAGGAGAUUUUUUCUCCUCAUCGAUUUUAAUUUGAACUCUUUCCCAAGGUCAGAACUCUCGUUUUAAAACUUGACAUCGUUCUAGAAUAAAACAAGUCCAUCUGCUCUGUCUAAGAGCAACUUGUUCACUAAUAACUGGGCAUUUUUGUGAAGCAUUACUUGGUAAAGAAUGAUAGCAUUGAUUCGUCAAAGUAUAACAGCUGAAAAUUACUGGAAGCUGUUGCCAGCCGCUUUCCGUGCGUGCGAACGGGUACAUGACGGUCAUGACGUGGCUCGCUCAUUUCACAUACUGAGGAAGGGCUAAGCCCGAAACAUUUAGCAAAGGCUAUCAUUUGACACUUUCAAGAGCCUUUUCAGCCUCAUAUUUACUGAGUUUAUCGUCAUAGCGUAACACGUCAUAUGCGCUUUUUUUGUUCAUUUCUCCUUAUGGUAAAUGAGCUUCCCUAGCCUCGUUCCGAAGAAGAAGGCAGCCGGCAUCGUAGACGAAUAUCGAAACGGCGAAGUCUGGGCACGGGCGAGUCGAGUAUCCCGAUCGUGCUCGUGCAUCAUAACGUGCAUCAAUCUCUCUUAGUUUCGCCGAUGUGAGCUAACCCACAUUCACAGGGAAUUCUGCAAACUAGGCCAUCUUACUUAGUCAUGUUAACGGUGCUCUUCGUUCGCACCAAGACUGAGAAGUGUGGUAUCGUACUUGAAAACAGUGUGAAUACCUUGCUGCUGUCGGCGACAGUUAAAUUCAUGAAUAAGUAAAUAUUUAAAAAAAUGGGAAGAAACAAAGGCGUCGAAUUCCUGCGCAUGUGCUGGCGAUUUGACGUCACCACACCCACUGGCCGUCGUAUACAGUCACUGAAGAUCAUCGGAGUAGCGAUGAUAGCUGUGCUUGGGCUUCUUAUCUUCGUUCUGGAGGAUGUACUUCAGGCGAAACAAAACAUCAAAACAGCAAACAACGUGGAGAAAAACCUUGAAUUAAAUAUUCACGCGGCAAAUUUAAUUCAUCACUUGCAAAUCGAGCGAGGCGUUACGGUGCUGUGUUUGGGUUCCAAAGGAAAGGAAGACCAAGAAAGUGUUUAUGAAAAAUUAAAAAAUGCUCGUCUUAAAACAAACGAAGUUCUAAAGCUGGAUCAAAAGGAAUGGCCAUUUGAAGAAACAGAAACAGAACACGAAUUUCUUCGAAGUCCAAAACAUUUCCUGAAUCAUUUGGAAACGCACAGAUCAAAGGUUGGAGAACGAUGUGAAAACGCCAGUAAGGAAGAGGAGCAAAUUGAGUUUUAUACCCAUCCUAUUGAUUUGAUUCUGGAUUGGCUCUUUGAUUCGAUUAAAAGCCAAUCAGAACACAUUUAUGUAGACUUAGUUGGGUACUACAUGUUCCUCGCUGGUAAAGAUAAAAUUGGAAUAGAGCGAGCGCUGGGAGGGUCUUUCUUCGCAAAAGGACAUUUUAACAGUACGAACCACCUAGUGUGGUUCGGUAAUCAGAGCGCUCUGGGAAAAGAGUUCUUAGAGUCAAGUGGGAAACUAAUGCCUGUUAUCAAGGAAAGUUUAAAGGAAGAACUUAACACAACGGUGCAGCAAACGAUCGAGAAAAAGCGAGAAGUAAUUUUCACAAACAAACCUGGCGAGCCAUCGGUAACAAACGGAGAGAAAUGGUUUGACAUCAUGACUAUAUACCUAAACAGCCUAAAAUGUGUACAAGAAAAUGCAGGAAAAUUCCUUCGAGUUCAGCUGGAAAACCAAAAGGAUAUGAACAAAUCAGAUUUAGCCAAAAGGCUGGCAUUUCUUAUGUUCACUCUCCUUUUGGUGCCCUUCCUUGUUAUUUCCGUGUAUCGCAUGACGGGUUCCAUACAAAAGUACGCCUUCAAGCUUGGUCAGACGACUUUAGAAUUGCAAGAAGAGAAAAGGCGAGCCGAUACCCUGCUUUACCAAAUGUUCCCUCAUUCAGUUGCCGAGAUGCUGAAGAGAAAGCAGCAGGUUCCAGCCGAGCAUUUCAGAAGUGUCACGAUUUUUUUCAGCGACAUCGUAAACUUCACAGAGAUGUGUAGUGUGAUGACGCCUCUACAGGUGACAGCAAUGUUGGACGCGGUGUAUGGCGAGUUUGAUGAACGAAUCAAUCGAUAUGACGUAUACAAAGUAGAGACAAUUGGUGAUGCAUACAUGGUAGCAUCCGGGCUUCCCGAGAGAAAUGGUAUUCGGCACGCUGAUCAGAUAGCUCGCAUGGCGCUUGACUUGCUCACAGCGGUUGAUGGAAUGAAACUGCCCCAGUUCCACACAGGACGGUUGUCAGUCCGAAUUGGUAUAAAUACCGGUUAGUGAUGCUGGAAUAGGUUAUAUAAAUCAUUUGUGUUUUACUUUUUGCCAGCUGCGAAGCUUUAAAGAGGGUCUGGAUGGGGUUAACUGACAACUGACAAAUAGACAAAAUUUUAACGUACUGAUAACUGACAUUUGCACUCCCUCCCAUCCAGACCCUCUUUACACAAAUAAAUUCUUGUCCAUUUGUCUUGCUCUGCCGUUUAGGGCCACAAUUACUUCGGCUUUCUCGAUAACUCAAUCUUCUGUAAUGAUCUUCCAGUAUUGAAACUACAAUUUGAUGUUAAAGUAUUCAGUCUGAAUGUAAGUGGUCCAAUUAUUUUACAACAAUAACUUUUCUCACAGUAAGUUUCAUACAGACAAUCCUGUUACUAAAUGUUUUAAUAUUUC
Messenger RNA from Orbicella faveolata, 2935 nucleotides. RefSeq lists its product as uncharacterized. Gene Ontology annotation, cellular component: plasma membrane. Lineage: Eukaryota; Metazoa; Cnidaria; Anthozoa; Scleractinia; Merulinidae. Gene Ontology annotation, molecular function: guanylate cyclase activity; peptide receptor activity; adenylate cyclase activity. Gene Ontology annotation, biological process: receptor guanylyl cyclase signaling pathway; intracellular signal transduction; cGMP biosynthetic process. The record is from RefSeq and is a predicted model, not a curated record.